Fraxinus pennsylvanica is the source of this 954-nucleotide messenger RNA. The record is from the annotation of a GenBank genome assembly. Lineage: Eukaryota; Viridiplantae; Streptophyta; Magnoliopsida; Lamiales; Oleaceae.
AUGUGGAAGAAGGUUUGGAAAAAGCAAAUCCCCCAUAAGACACGUGUGUUUGCGUGGAGAGUUUGGCACAAUAGGCUGCCAACACUCAGAAAUUUACUGGCUAGGAAAGUGAUAGAAGAUGCCGUCUGCAAAUUCUACAAUAGAGAGGAAGAAUAUAUAAAUCAUGCAUUAUUAUAUUGCCCUAGGAUUGAACCGGUGUUGGCAGUAAAGCUGAGUUUCUUAAGAAAUAAUUCUGAGCAGUGGGACAUUGUACCUAUAGUAAAUCUAGUAAUAAGCAGGAACAUCUCCAGUGAACUGGAGGAACUAAUCUUAUGCUCGUGGGAAAUGUGGUACAGGAGGAACAAAUUCAUCUUUGAACAAAAGAUUUUUAAUCCACGGAUGGCUAUUGACUAUGCUCUUACAAUUGCUAGUGAAUAUAAAUGUGCAAAUGAGCAAAGACAGCAAGGGACCCAUCGUAGAGAAGGGUGGAAUGCUCCUCCGGAAAGGGUCCUAAAACUUAAUGUUGAUGGAGCUUUAUUUGACGAUCAAUGCAGAUAUGGGACUGGGAUGGUUCUAUGGGAUGCAACAGGAAAGAUGAUCUUCUCCGCCAAUAAACCAGAGAGGGGAAGCAUGGAUCCAAUGGAGGCAAAACUUCUAGCAAUAUUGAGAGGUUUACAGGUUUGCUUACCUUUGUCCAUUCAGAAUCUACAAGUAGAAAGUGAUUCAAUGUUGGUGGUUCAAGAAGUGACAAAAAUACAAGAUGAAUCUUUAUCCAUAUGGGGAAACUUGAUGCAUGAGAUUCGACUGUUACUGAAUAGAUUCUCGAAUAUUGAUGUAAGGCAUGAAAGUCGCCUAUCUAAUUCAGCUGCACAUUGUCUAGCUAGGAAUUCAUGGCAUCUAAAUGACUUGGUAGUGUGGUGGAAUGAUCCUCCGGACUGUGUCUCGCACAUUAUUAAGCAUGAUGCAUUGAUGUAA